UAAAUUUUGAUAAUUCAUAAGCGCUCAUUGUCGCGUGAUAUCAUCCUACGAUCGUCACUGACAGUGCAUAUUGAAACUUCGACCACUUUCUAAUCCUACCCCAACAGCAAAUUGUUCUUGUUUAUACUCUUCAUCCAUCAUGUCUUCAAGGGAACCUAUGUGGUAUUGUCAUCAGUGCAAUGCAGAAAUGCGUCCCCUUAUGGUUCCAGAUCCCGUAUGCGCUUCAUGUCACGGCGAUUUCGUUGAGAAGAUAGAAGAUCCUGACGAUGAUCCGCGAGAGUUUCAACAUGGAGAUCCAAUGGAUGACGCUGGCAUCGACCCUUUUCUGAUGGUUUUACAAGGUCUUAUGAAUCGGGGGAUGCCCGAGCAGCGAAGUCGACCCUCCUCUCCUCGUCAUAAUCGCUCACCGAGCGGGAACUCUUCAUCGUCGUUCUCUUUCCAAAUUCGUAGUGGUUCCGGUGGACCCGCAGUGUUUUCUAUAGGUGGACCCAAUACACUUGGUGGGACCAGAGCAGGAUCAGAACCAUCUGGGAGACCAUCUAAUUUAGCUGAUUUUAUCCAGAGCGGUGACGAGCGCGCGCCUGGGAUUGCAGGCCCGUUGAUGGCCCAAUAUCUGAUGGCACUACUUGGUAAUCGCGGGUCACAUACAGAUUUCCUUGGAGGUCUCGGAGACGCUGCUGAAAGAGGGCGUAUGGGAGACUAUGUCUUCAACCAAGAAGCUCUAGAUCAAAUCAUAUCGAAUCUUAUGGAGAAUUCAAAUGCCUCCAGACCGGUACCAGCGACUGACGAAAUUAUGGAUAAACUUCCUCGUGAAAUUUUAGAGGCAGGAUCCAAAACUCUCGAAAAAGAUUGUGCGGUAUGCAAAGAGCAAUUCCAGUUGCAGACAGAGGAUCCUGAUGAACAGAUAGUGAUCACAUUACCUUGCGGUCACCCGUUCCAUUCAUCCUGUAUACUUCCCUGGUUAAAAUCUUCCGGCACUUGUCCAGUUUGCAGACAUCAGUUAAUAGCUCAGCCCGAACAUCAUGCUUUGCCGCCUAGCCCUCCAUCGGGCGAUGGCCCUUCACGAAGCUCAGGUAGUGGCGGCGAAGGUAUCUUCCAGCACCUCUUUGGCUCCAUGAUGGGUGGCGGAUCUGGAUCUACUUCCAAUCCAAAUUCAGCCAGAAAUGUAAGUGGACGUUCGUCCAACCCAACUGAUGGACGGAGCCAAAGGAAUCGCGGAGGAUCUUCAUCCAAUCCGGGCCGGCAGAACUCAGAGGAUCAUCAUCUUCCUGGCGGUUGGGAUAACGAGCUUGAUUGAAACUGGAAUUCAAGUUCUACAUUGAUUUGUGUAAUUCAGCUGCUCGAACUCACCGUAUCACCUCUUCUGCUGUCUUUCAUUGCCUUGUGUAUCUACCAUGUACUCAUGUUAUGUAAUGCUUGUUUAGAU
Messenger RNA from Lentinula edodes (shiitake mushroom), 1426 nucleotides. RefSeq lists its product as uncharacterized. The transcript has 13 exons. Bases 140 to 1297 code for a protein of 385 amino acids. Lineage: Eukaryota; Fungi; Basidiomycota; Agaricomycetes; Agaricales; Omphalotaceae. The record is from RefSeq and is a predicted model, not a curated record.